AUGUCGGGCAGAGCGUUUGACCUGAAAUUCAAGGACAAGAAGGUCGAACUUCAUGUUUACUAUCGUUUCAAGCGAAAAGUCUUUGAAUACCUGUCCUACGAUGAUGUCGACGCUGCAAUCUCACUGUCAAAGUUGUUCAGUUUUGUUGAAAAGACGGUUAGUGUUGUUGGUAAGCGGUUUUAUUUAUUUUAUCUGUAUGACUUUAGGUGCCGACAAUGUUUUGUACAAAUCUCUGGUUGUGUUCAAAGCUUUGGUUGAUUGUCAAGAUAAACCCAACUCUUUCGAACUGGAGUACCUCCGAGUUCACUUAUCCGAAAGUCUGAGCGAGAAGACAGCGGAAAGUUUGUGCAAAGGUGAGUUGCUUUAUUAUUAGUGUUUUCUUGGUUUAGAUGAUGAUUCAUGUCUUCAUUGCUCAGAAAUUGUUGCUAAAGGGCUUAACGAAGAUAUUUUGAGUGUGUCUCAGCACUUAGUUAAUAUAAGAGAUUUGUAAUGGCCUUUUUUACCUUGUUCAUGUCUAGUAUAAUAUAAUUCUUGCCGAAAGUAUCCUUUUUCCCAAUGUUUUCGCCUGAAAUUCUUAUACGACUUUUCUAUGGAUCAUUCUACAGCUGUGAGUGGAGUCAGAACCCUAGUUGGGAUCAAGCAUUUACACGAACAAGUCGCAAAUUUCUUCAAAGAAGCCCUCCUUGAUCCAGCAUGUCUAAUCGACCCACCGACUGUUUCCCUCACCAAAAAAUCUCAGCCAGACUUGGACCGUGAGAUCGGGAUGCUUCCCGGAGAAGGAAGUCGUAUUUUAAACGAAGCUUCACGACUUCUCGGGAUUUCAAUUUCGGCCGUUGGACAGAAGCCCGCAGACCCGAUAAAAUUCGAUCCGGAACAAGUUCAAUGGCGGAAUUCGAUGUUGGAAAAGAUCGAUUUCACCGAUGAGUUUGUUGAGGAGCCGCAAACAAAUGGUAAAAGCGAUGGGAUCAGUGCCGAAAAUCUGUAUGUUAUGUUGAUGGAGUAUGAUCAGCCAGACAUGCUGAUGCAGCGGCUUUCGAACCUGCUGAAUGGUCGACAAUCGGAUGAAGCGAUCCAGCAGGAGGUAAGUGGAUUUUUGAAUGAUUUUUUUGUUCGAUUUUUAGGUAAGAAUAUAAAAAAAUCAAAAUUUUGCAUGUGGAAGAUGGUCUUGUUUCAGCUGGUAGACCUUCUUGGAAUGGAAAAUUUUGAACUUCUCCAAACGAUUAUCGGAUCACGAAAGCAACUAGCCGAAGAGCUACCCGAUUUCUUGAUGAACAAAGUCAAAGAGCAAAGGAGGCAAGAGGCCGUAAGUGAUGUCAUGUGUAAUAUAAAUUUUGUCUCGAAAAUUAUCCUUUUGUCCAAAGUUGUCGACAACUGGAUGUUUUAUGGAAUCAACCCGUAAUUUGUCGUGUUUUAGGGCCCAUCCGAUCCCACCUCACGCUACGCGGGCAGUGUUACGAUCCGCACGAAAAAAGAGGCCCAGCUCCAAAAACAGAUGCGAAAAGAGGAGAAGAAGACGGAAAAGGAGUUCAAAAAGCUGGUCCUCACCAUGGGCCACGAGGACAAGAUGGCGCUGGAGUUGGCGCGCGCCGAACAACUGAAGCAACGGCAGCGCGAGCUGCAGGAUGCGAACGAUUUCCAGAGCAAGUUUGGCGGUCAGACCGUGCGCCGAAAACUCCCGUUUGUCUUUGACGCGUUCUCCUCGACCCCAAUGAAGGACGUGGAUUUGUUCGGCAGCAAAUACUCGUUGCCUGAAGGCACAACCCGUCGGAUUACCUCGAGACUUCAGGAAGUUACAGUACCUCCACAGGAACGGAGCCAAAAUAUGGAUGUGCACCCAAUUAUGGUCAAUAAUUUGGAUCCGGUAGGCAAAAAGUUGUCCGAAAAUGGACGAAUUAUGAUCUGAAUUUAAUUUCGAACACGUUUGCAGCUCGGUCAACUCGCCUUUCAAGGAUUUGAGAAGCUAAAUACGAUCCAAUCGAUUGUCUUCGAGCAGGCCUACAACACCAAGGAGAAUUUGCUGAUCUGCGCCCCAACUGGCGCCGGUAAAACCAACGUGGCGUUGCUGUCGAUUCUAAAGACCAUUCGCGACCAUUGCGACGAGCACGGACGAAUUCUGAAGGACACUUUCAAGAUCAUCUACAUUGCGCCGAUGAAGGCGCUGGCCGCCGAAAUGACAAACAAUUUCUCGAAACGAUUGCGCAAACUAGGCCUCACGGUCCGAGAAUUGACUGGAGACACUCAGCUGAGCAGAAAAGAGAUCAAUGAAACCCAGGUGAGCCGAAAAUUAUAUUGUAGUAGGUGGAUCAGAAAAAUUUUUUCAAUUUUUUGGCAUAUUGUUGUAGAUGCUGGUCCUAACCCCCGAGAAAUGGGAUGUGGUGACGAGAAAGGCGGAUGAUGAAGCCCUCUCGCAGCUGGUUCGACUUUUAAUCAUCGAUGAAGUCCAUCUUCUCCAUGACGAAAGAGGUCCCGUAAUCGAAACAAUUGUCGCCAGAGCUCUUCGACAGGUGUGCAAAAAUAUUUUUUGUGAUGUGAUUGUUGGAUUUUAGGCCGAAAUUUCCCAACAGUCCGUGAGAAUUGUGGGUUUAUCCGCGACUUUACCCAAUUACUUGGAUGUGGCCACUUUUCUGCGAGUGGACCCGGAAAAAGGCCUUUUCUUCUUUGAUGGACGCUUCAGACCGGUUCCAUUGACUCAAACGUAGGUUGUGGAAACAAAAGAGUUCUUGAAAAUACCUAUAGCGGAGGUUGAAAUAGAAAAAUGGCUGAUUAAUGAGCAGUUUUACCAGGUUUGACCUACUUUUUGCCUAAAAUAAUGUUUUUUAUGUCGAAAAUCACUUCUAGGCAAUGAAUUUUGCAUUGGUAUUGGAUUUAUUCGAUAGAUAAUGGAUUAAUCUUCCGUUUGCAUUCCAGAUUUGUGGGAGUAUCUGACCCGAAUUCCGGUGACAUCAAAAAAGCCAUGGACGAGGCUUGCUAUGACAAAUGCAUCGACUACUUGUCCGAAAAUCAUCAGAUCCUCGUGUUUGUACAUUCGAGAAACGCCACAGCCCAAGUAGCCAACUUUUUGAUCGAACAGGCCGGACAUAAUGUGAGUUUAAAAUAUUAUUUUAUCCCAUAUUAUACUGGAUACCUAGUACAAUAUAAUUUGGUGUGAAUUUUAGCAAGAACGAUCGCUCUUUGAAUCGGAACACGUUGGGAAACCGAUCUACGCGCAGGCUUGCAAAAGGGUAAGCGAUUUUUUGUGGGAAUCUUGAGAGAAGUCGGAUUUUUUUGAGGGAAAUUUUGGUAAGGGGGGACCAAGGUGAAAUAUAAUAAAAAAAAAAAAAAUUUUUUGAUAAUUUUUUUUUCUGGUGGAAAUAGUGUUUGAAUAGACUUGAAAUGCUCUAAAAUUGAUGUUUGCAGAUGAAGAACGCCACCUCCAAGGAGCUUCGCUUCUUUUUCGAGUACGGAAUCGGGCUGCAUCACGCGGGUCUGAAGCGGCAGGACCGCAAUCUGAUGGAACAAAUGUUCGCCGAAGGCCACAUCAAGGUCCUGUGCUGCACGGCGACCCUGGCGUGGGGCGUGAACCUGCCCGCGCACGCGGUCAUCAUCCGCGGCACCGACGUCUUCGACCCCAACAAGGGCACGUUCACGGACCUGGGCAUCCUGGACGUGCAGCAAAUCUUCGGGCGCGCCGGCCGCCCCCAGUUCGAAUCCUCCGGCCACGGCGUGAUCAUCACCAAAAUGGCCAAGCUGGACAAGUACCUGGGCAUGCUGAUCCGCAAGACGCCGAUCGAGUCCAAGUUCCAGGAGAAGAUCCACGACAACCUGAACGCCGAAGUCGCCCGAGGCACCGUCACCAACCUCGCAGAAGCGGUGGAAUGGCUGCGCUACACCUACUUUUAUGUCCGCGCCCGCCUCAACCCCAUCGCAUAUGGGAUCGAUUAUCGGGAAAUGCGCGAGAACCCCGACCUCCAGGCCUAUCUGGAGGAUUUGGCGUAUGCGGCCGCGCAACGCCUCGACUCAAACCAAAUGAUACGAUUUGAUGCGGGGUAAGGAGGUGGAGACGGGAAGGAGCACGUCAAUCCAGCGCAUUUCCUGAACCAUUUCGAAACUUUGUAUCGUUUUCAUUGAUUUAAAAGAGAGACGAAAUGUCGCGAAAUUAUCGGCACCUUUUCUCGCCCGAAAUAAUUGCUUUUUCUCGAAAAGGAAGAAGAAAGAUAAGAAAAUGGACUUUAUCGGAUAGUGACAUUUCGUUUUGAACGAAUCGCCAAAAAGGGGCGGGAAAUUUUUUCUUCUAUUUUGGAUUGACGUCAGGAGGGACGGUUUGAGGGUGUGAUGAGGGGAUAUUUUUGAGGAUUUUGAGGAAAAAGGUCAAGUGGAAGGUCCGAAGAUUUUUUUUUGGGAUUUUUUGGAGUUUAGAUGUUUCUGAAAUUUGCUGGAAGUUUAGAACAGUUUUUGAAGGCAUAUGGGAGAUUUUUAGCUUGCGCUUUGCUAGAAUAAUAAAGAUUUUUUGUUUCAGAAUUUUGAAAAAUUUUAUAAUUUUUCGUUUUUUUUUGGCUCAGAAAAAUCUGUGUUUAUUACAGAUAGAGAGUACAAUAUUUUCACAAAAAACAAAUUUGUUCCGACUGAAAUUCACGAAGAUAUAGAGGAAAACACGUUUUUUGUCUGGCCGCUCUCCUCAUUUCCCGUUCUCUCUCGCCGGAAAGAUUGUGUAAUAUCUCGGCUGCGAAUGCAAAGCAAUAGCUAAUAUUUUCAGGGAUGGAUUUGGGGAUCAUCUAAAGAAUAUGUGCUAAAUUUGGGGGAAAUUGAAGGAAAAAAUUUUAGGGUGUAGUAGAGGUCAAGUAUAAGGUCGAAAGUCUCACUUUUCGAUAUUUUUUGGCUGAAUUCGGAGGUUUUCUCGUGUCUAGAUGAUGUGUAAGAGAGUGUAAUCGAAUAAUUUCAGCAAUGGCUACUUGAAUUCGACGGAUUUGGGACGAAUUGCGUCACUUUUUUACAUUACAAUUGAGUCGAUCGAGACCUUCACGAAUGGACAUGAAGCUAUCAAAUUGACCCCGAACAUGACUGAUGAUCAUAUUUUGGCCCUAAUCUGCUCUUCCUCGGAAUUCACACAAAUUCAGGUGAUUUUUUUUUUGGAUUUUUCAAAAAUUUUUGGAGGUGAUAUUGAUCUAGAUGAUUUUUUCGAUUUUUUUUUGUGAUUUUGAUUUUAUUUUUGGAAUUUCAGUGUCGCGAAACCGAAAUGGCCGACCUGGACAUGCUCAUGUCGGGUUGCAUGCUCCCCCUGAGAGGCGGUGGACUGGCUACGUCGCAAGGAAAAGUCAAUUGUCUACUUCAAGUAGGCGGUUUUCGAUUUUGAAAGCGAAAAGUUGAAUUUAAUUAAUUAAGAUUUUUCACAGCUCAAAAAAAAUUUUUUUAUAAGGAAAGUACUUUUAUGGGGUGUGGAGUUAUAGGUCGAAACAUAUGUCAAAAAAUCGCGAAAUUUUUCUGAUCCAGAAUAUGUAAAAAUUAGCUGCCCAGUUUUGGUUUGUAACGGCGAAAAAAUCCACGGGACUUUUCUCUGCAACACCACGCAAAUGCUUUUUUGACCAAGUUUUUACCAAUUCAAAAGCUUUGUUUUGAGCUAAAGUAAACCCUGGAACCUUUACAAAUCUUAAAAUAUCAGAUUCGAUUAAUACUAGGUGUAGUACUAAUCAAAUUUGAUACUUUAAGACUUGUCAAGAUGCCAGGCUUUACUUUACAGUGGGGGACUUGAUCCAGUGGCAAAAAACGUACCAUUUUGCAUCCGGGAAGUAUUAAAAAAUGUGACAAAAUUCCUCCCUCUCCAGCUAAAAAAACUUCGUUUUGAAGGGCCCUCAUAAAAAGAGCGGGCGCGCUUCUGAAAUCUGAGUUUUUUUUCACUUGGAGAGGGAGGUAUUUUGCCACAUUUUUUAAUACUUCCUUGAUUCAAAAUGGUACGUUUUCUGCCACUGAAUCAGGUCCCCCACUGUAAAGUAAAGUCUGGCAUCAUGACAAAUCUUAAAGUAUCAAACUUGAUUAGUACUACACCUAGUAUUAAUCGAAUCUGAUAUUUUAAGGCUUGUCAAGAUGCCAGGGUUUGCUUUAGCCCAAAACAAAGCUUUUGAAUUGGUAAAAACUUGGUCAAAAAGGCAUGGUGGUGUUGCGAGAAAAGUUCUGAGGGGUUUUUCGCCCUUACAAACCAAAAUUGGGCAGCUAAUUUUUCAUAUUCUGAAUCAGGAAAGUUUUGCGAUUUUUUUUAUAUAUGUCUCGACCUGUAACUCCAUACCCCAUAAAAGUACUUUCCUUUGAAAAAAUUUUUAUUAAGCUUUGAAAAAUCUUAAUUUUUAAUUUAAAAUUAUUAAUUUUUUUUAAAGUUUUCACUUUGGUUUUUUACGAUUUUUCUCUCAGAAUUACAUCUCCCGCGCCGAGCCGACCAGCUUCACGCUGCAAACGGAGAUGUUCUACAUCUCGCAAAACGCCUCCCGCGUGGCCCGCGCCCUGUUCGAGAUCACGUUGCGCAAGAAUUGGGCCUUCACCGCCGUCCAAUGCCUCGAAUUCUCGAAAUACAUCAACCGCCGCCUCUGGAACUUCAACAGCCCGUUGCGCCAGGUGGUCGACGUGGGACUGCUGAAGGACGUGGUGGUCCGAAAAAUCGAAGCCAAACAAAACCUCGGCUUCCUGGACCUCCUGGAUUACGACGAGAAGGAGCUGGGCGCGCAGUUCAAUUGUGACGGACGGAUCUUGUACGACUGCUUGAGGUACAUCCCGUCCUUGGAUGUGGAAGCAACCAUCAAACCAAUCACCCCGUAGGUUUUGAAGUGGAGUUUUUGGACAGAGAAGGGUCGUAUUUGCCUGGAACUUUUGGGCAAAAUAGGGGUUUUGGGAUGUGUUGGGGGUUUUUUUGGGCAAGAUGGAAAUUUUUGGGCAAUGUGGAGAAUUUUUUGGGCAAAGUGAGGUUUUUGGGAAAAAUUAGGAUUUUUUGGACAGAAUGGGAACUUUGGGCAAGCUGGAAUUUUUUGCGUGAAAUGAUUUUUUUUUUGGGCAAGAUUGGAUUUUUUGGACAGGAUAGAUUUUUUUGGGCAAGAUUGAAUUUUUUUGGCAAGAUGGAAUUUUUUGCGCGAAAUGGGAUUUUUUGGGCAAGAUUAGGAUUUUUUUGGACAGAAUGGGAAUUUUGGGCAAGAUGAAAAAUUUUGGGCGAGAUUGAGUGUUCUGGGCAAGAUGGAAAUUUUUGGGCAAGAUUGAAUUUUUUGGGCGAAAAGGGAAUUUUGGGCAAGAUGGAAAUUUAUUGGUAAAUUAGGAUUUUUUUUGUGCUGGUUGGAACUUUUUGGUCAAAUUGGUAGGGUAAAGAAAACUUUAUUUUGCCCCUAAUUUUGAGAAAAAUCAUGUUUUGGAAGGAUAUGAAUUUUUUGGGCAACUUGAUAUUUUUGCGGAGUAAAUCUGAGGUUUUGAUGGAAAACUUCAAUGGUUUUUCAAAAAUUUAAAAAAAGUUAUUGGAUUCCAGAACGAUCGUUCGAGUCGACGCAAUCAUCUGGCCAGAAUUCACGUGGUGCGACCGACUUCUUGGCCAUGGCGGAGCCGAAAGAUUUUGGCUGAUCAUCGAGGAUUGCGAUGAAAAUUUUAUUUUGCAUCAUGAAAUGCUCAUGUUCAAUAAAAAACAGGUUGGUUUUCAAAAAAUAUUUCAAAUUGAAAAAAAUUUUUUUUUGAUUUUUUUAUUUUUAAUUUUUUUUAUUUUAUUUUAUUUUAUUUUAUUUUUUAUUUUUUAUAACUUUUUAGAUCAUAACCAAAGCCGAGCAACAUCUAAACAUCACCGUCCCCAUCGAAGACCACCAAAUCCACCAUCAUUUCAAAAUGCGUCUGAUCAGCGACUCCUGGGUGGUCGAAGAGACCAAUCUGACCCUCUCCCUGAACCAGUUCGUCCUCCCCGAGAACAUCAAAUCCCACACCGACCUCCUACCCCUCGACCCACUGCCUUUGACGGCGCUGAAGAACCGCGAGUUCGAGAAAUUGUACCCAUUUGAGUACUUCAACCCCGUCCAAACUCAAGUCUUCUUCGCCUUGUACAACACCUGGGACAAUGUCCUGCUCGGAGCCCCCACCUCGUCGGGAAAAACGCUUUGCGCGGAGCUGGCCAUAUUCAGAGUGCUGCAACAUCGACCCGAGAAAAAAGUGGGAUUUUUUAUAAAAUUUUUUUUUGAUUUUUUUGAAUUUUUUGAGGUUGAAUUGUUUUAGAUAUAAUUUUUAAUCGAAACAAAAAUUUUUGGCUUCCUACCUAAAAUUUUUCACCCAAAAAUUUUUGAAUUUUGAUAAUUUAGUACCUAAAAUAAUGUUUUCAGUGCGUCUACAUCGCCCCAUUGAAAGCGCUGGUCCGAGAGCGGGUUCUGGAUUGGACAGAGAAGUUCAAAAAGCAAUUGGGAGUUAAGUAAGGCGGAUUCUUUUUCUCUGACUGCUCUCCUAAGUUUCUGUAGUGUCUCAGGGAAAAAGAUUGGUGAAUAUCUCGGCCAGUUUACAAAGUAUAGGCUGGAAAUUUUAGGGCUUUAUUUGAAUUUUAUUUCUGAUGUUAUAACGAAUUUGAAAAUUUUGUGUGGCGACAUUUUAUACGAUCAAACAUGUUUCGUCGUAUAACAUGUCCCACUGCGGAAAACAUCUCUAAUGGCGCGAAAAAAGUCUAGUUUUGAUUUGUAUUGUGUUUUCGUGAAGUUUGAAUAGCUGUUUUGAAGUUUUUUUUACUUUUUUUAACUGUUGUUACCUAAAAUAAUAUAAUUUUUUAGUAUUGUGGAAGUUUCCGGCGACACCACGCCGCAGCCGGACGAACUCAAGUCCGCCCAACUGCUGAUCACAACCCCCGAGAAGUGGGACGGCAUCACCAGAAGCUACGACACCCGGCAAUACGUCCAAGAUGUGACCCUUGUGGUGAUCGACGAAAUCCACUUGUUGGGCGUGGAAAGAGGCGCCGUCCUCGAAGCCAUUGUCACCAGGUUGAAGUCAAUUUCGAAGCGAAAGAACAGAGAAAACCCGGUUCGUAUUGUCGGCCUGUCGACGGCACUGGCGAACGCCUUCGACAUCGCUGAUUGGCUGGGCGUCCCGGAGGUAAAAAUUGAUUUUUUUAGGGGAAAGAAGAGGUUUUGGAAGGAGAAAAAGAAGAAUAGAUUAGGGAAAGGUCUGAAAUUUGAUUUUAAGAAAGAAAAUUUUUUUAAUUUCCUUGAAAUUUUGGGCAAAUUGGGAAUUUUGGGAAAGAUGAUUUUUUAAUAGAAAAGAAAAAUGUUUGGUGUUGAGAAAGGAAGAAUAAAUUACAGAAUGGUCUGAAAUUUGAUUUUACGAAAGAAAUUUUUUUUAAUUUGCUUGAAAUUUUGAGCAAAUUGGGAAUUUUGGGAAAGUUGAUUUUUUAAUAAAACAGAAAAACUUUUGGUGGGGAAAAAGAAGAAUAGAUUAAAAAAUGGUAUGAAAUUUGAUUUUAAGAAACAAAAUAUUUCGGUCUGCCCGAAAUUUUGGACAAAUUGGGGAUUUUGGGAAAGUUUUUUUUAGAAGCAUGAAGAUUGCCCCUCAUUUUGUUCACUCGUUCCUUUUAACAGUCUAAAAAUAUUGUUUUCCCUUAAAAAUUUUGAAUUUGCUCAAAAAUUCCAAUUUGCCCAAAAUUCCCAAUUUGCCCGAAAUUUUGGGCAAAUUGAUUUUUUUGGCCUUAAAAUUAAAAUUUGAGUUUUUUCUCCCCUCAGUUUUUAGUUCUCAUUGAUUUUCCGACACAACUUUAUGUUAUCCAUGCCAUUUCCAGAGCGGUUUGUUCAAUUUCCGCCCGUCGGUGCGACCGGUCCCCAUCCAGGUCCACAUCCAAGGCUUCCCCGGCCAACACUACUGUCCCCGCAUGGCACUGAUGAACAAGCCCGCCUUCCAGGCCAUCAAACAGUUCAGUCCGGCGAAGCCGACCCUCCUGUUCGUCGCGUCGCGCCGCCAAACCCGCCUCACCGCCAUGGCCUUUGUCUCCAUGCUCGCGCUGGAAGCCGAUCCCCGCCAGUGGCUAAAAAUGGACCAGACCGAACUCCACGAAAUUGUUUCAACUUUGAGGGACGAAAACUUGAAAUUGACGUUGCCGUUUGGCAUCGGAAUGCAUCAUGCCGGCCUGCAGAGCUAUGAACGCUCGAUUGUAGAGAGAUUGUUUGUUGAGCGAAAAAUUCAGGCAAGAAUUUUCCGCUAUAGGACAGUUUUAGGGUGAAAAAGGCUAAAAAAAUGCAAAAAAUCUCAAAAAAUUUGCGAUUUUUGACUUAAAAGUGGAGAAAAAUGUAAUGUAAAGCUGGAAUUUCACCGAAACUUGUCUCAAAUUUAAAAUCAAACUUUUUGUGACACCUUUUUUUGAGGUUGGAAGGAAAAAUUGCGAUUGUUUGAAGGAAAUUUUUUGGAAAUUUUGAAAAAAUUGCGAAGAAUCCCCGAAAAAAUUGUGAAAUAUCGAUAAAGAGAAGGUGUAUGUAAAAAGCAAAGGGUAAAAAUGAAUUUGAAAGCCUUUUAAGGAAGUUUUUCGGCUGAAAAUUGCGAAAAAAUACAAUGUGAAGAUAGAAUUUCACUGAAAUCUGUCACAAAUUUAAAAUCAAACUUUCUGAGACAUUUUUGAAAUUUUUGGCUUGUGGUUUGCAAAAACAACCGAGGUUUUUAGGUCGAAAGUUGGUAAAAAGUAUAUUUUUUUGCAAUUUGAAGUAUAAAUUGUAAAAAAAAAUAUUUUUUCACCAACUUUCGACCAAGAAAACCCCGGUUGUUUUUGCAAAGCACAAGCCAAAAAUUUCAAAAAUGUCUCAGAAAGUUUGGUUUUAAAUUUGGGGCAAGUUUCGGUGAAAUUCUAUCUUCAAAUUGCAUUUUUGCUAAUUUUCAGCCGAAAAACUUCCUUAAAGAGCUUUCAAAUUUAUUUUAACCCGUUGUUUUUUACAUACACCUUCUCUUUACCGAUAUUUUACAAUUUUUUCGGGAUUUUCCGCAAAUUUUUUUGAAAAUUUCCAAAAAUUUCCCCCAAAAAAAUCGCUAUUUUUCCUCACAACCUCAAAAAAGGUGUCACAAAAAGUUUGAUUUUGAGUUUGAGACAAGUUUCGGUGAAAUUCCGGCUUUACAUUACACUUUUUUUCCAUUUUGAAGUCAAAAAUCGCAAAUUUUUUGAGAUUUUUUGCGUUUUUUUAGCCUUUUUCACCCUAAAACUGUCUUUCAACCGCCGUUCCAGGUGCUCAUCGCCACCGCCACGCUUGCCUGGGGCAUCAAUUGCCCCGCGCAUCUGGUGAUCGUGAAGGGAACCGAGUUCUACGACGGCAAAACCCACAAAUACGUGGACUUCCCGGUGACGGACGUCCUGCAAAUGAUCGGACGCGCCGGCCGCCCCCAGUUCGACGACUCUGCGGUGGCGGUGGUCUAUGUGCAGGACACGAAGAAGAAGUUUUACAAACGCUUCCUGUACGAGCCCUUCCCGGUGGAGUCGGCCCUGCUGCCGGCCCUCGAAAACCACGUGAAUGCGGAGGUGUCGGCGGCGCAAAUCGAGUCCAAACAACAAAUGGUUGAUUAUUUGGCGGGCACUUAUUUGUACAGACGCAUUUUCGCCAACCCUGCGUAUUAUGGAAUCGACGAUUUCAACGACAAAACUCUGAUCCGAUUCUUGACGAAAAUCGUCGAUGAAACCAUCGAUGAACUCAUUGAGUCAAGGUGUGUGGAGUAUGAUAAAGACGAACAGAGACUCAGCUCAACACCCUUUGGACGACUCGCCAGCAAGUACUAUCUGGAACACACCACCAUCAGACAUUUGGCCGAGAAUUUACGGCCCAAAAUGGGGAUUGACGAAAUUUUGAGGGUUUUAACGGUGAGUAGAGCGGUUUUUUCAGGAAGUGGGAGUCGAUAAAGGCAGACUCGUCAAGUUUUUCCCGGAAAAAAUCAAUUUGCCCAAAAAUACAAUUUUCCCAAAAUUUUGGGCAAAUUGAUUUUUUUCGGUGUAAAAAUGCGAAUUUUUGCAUUUUCGUAAAAGAAUUUUACCUUUUUUACAGUGAAAAAUUACUUUUUUCGCGGAAAAAAUCAAUUUGCCCAAAAAUUCCAUUUUGCCCAAAAUUUUGGGCAAAUUGAUUUUUUUGUGGAAAAAUCCGAAUUUUCACCUUUUUUUACUGAUAAAAGUAAUUUUUCCCUAAAAAUGAACUUGUCCAAAAAUUCCGUUUUGCCCAAAAUCUUGGCUAAAUAGAUUUUUUUUGUGUAGAAACCCGAACUUUCCUUUCAUUUUCUUGUAAAAACCAUUUUUUCACAAAAGAAAUCAAUUUGCCCAGAAAUUCCAUUUUGCCCAAAAUUUCGGGCAAAUUGAUUUUUUCGGUGUGAAAAUCAGAAUUUUCCGUUUUUUACCGAUAAAAAUAAUCUUUCAAAAAAAAAUCAAUUUGCCCAAAAUUUCGGGCAAAUUGAUUUUUUCGGUGUAGAAACCCGAAUUUUCACCUGUUUUGCCGAUAAAAAUUACUUUUUCCUCUAUAAAAAUCAAUUUGCCCAAAAAUUCCAACUUGUCCAAAAUUUUGGUCAAGUUGAUUUUUUUCGCGUAAAAAGUUCAAAUUUUCCCUUUUCUUAAUAAUUUUUGCCCCAAAAAAUCUCAUUUUUCAUGUAUUCGAAUGCUGUAUUUCCCGGUUUCAGGACUGUCCCGAAUACGCCGAGAUCCCCUGCCGACACAACGAGGACCUGAUCAACCAGGACCUGAACAAGGUCAUCCCAUUCCCACUGCCCAAACAUGCGGACUUUGAGUCCUCGCAUUCCAAAACAAUGAUCCUCUAUCAGACCCACUUUUCGCGCAUCCAAAUCCCCGUCGACUACUUGACCGACCAGCGGAGUGUGAUCGAAAGCUGUGUGCGCAUUUUCCAGGCAAUCCUCGACUUUUCCGCCAUCAAGGGAUGGCUCGACUUGACGCUCUCGACGAUCAUCUUGCUUCAGCAGGUCGUCCAGGCCCGAUGGUUCGAUGAUCACCCACUCACCUGCCUCCCACAUGUCUCACACGCCAUUGCAAAGGCUCUAGGAGCGGAGUUGACCAUCCCCAAGUUACAGGACGAGCUGGGAAUCAGGAAAUUGAAGUGGGUUUUGGGAUUUUUUGAGGUUUGCUGGGAAAAGAGGAUGUUUUUUUGAGGGGUUUGGUUGACUUUAGAGAUGAAAAUGCCUUCGAAAUUACGUAGAAGGGUGCUAUGAACGUCAAGAAAACAUUUUCAUAUCCGGCGACGUUUUAUACGAUGGAACAUGUUUCAUCGUAUAACAUGUCCCCAAUACACAAUUUUUUAAUAAUGAAGGUUUUUCAUGACUUUCAAGCUUUACACUUCGAUUUUUCUGUAAAAAAGAAGUUCUGCGAAAAAUUGGAGACAUUUUAUACGAUCAAACAUGUUUCAUCGUAUGACAUGUCUCUGAACACAAUUUUUGCACAAGAAAUUUUUGUGAUCGGUUUUAACAACAGACCAAGGCUGCAUUAUCAACCAUCAGGUUUAGAGGACAUGUUAUACGAUGAAACAUGUUUUGUCGUAUAAUAUGUCUCUGCCCCAUUUUUUGCUGAAUUUUAAUCCUCCCCGUUUUCAGAGGCCCGCCAACGGAAAAACAGCGCUCCGACGUCUACAACAAAAUGAAAAAACGGCUGCCAUUGAAUGAAUUCGAAACAAAACAGAUCACCGAAGCUUUAUUUUCAUGGCCCACCAUCCGACUGGUCGAUUUGAAGUUCCAAAAAGGCCUUUUACAGUGCCCGUUGGACCCAUUCCAGCGAUUUAAGAAGCAAAACCCCCCAAUUCCCCUCGAAUUUGGCCAAGAAUUCCGGUUAAAAGUCAGCCUGCAGAUCACAGGCCCUGCGGCGGUGAGUUAAAAAAUUUUUUUAUAUGGCAAAAUGAGGCUUCAAAUUUGCUCUGAGAUGAUUUUUGGGGUAUUUCAGAGCCAAAAAUCGGCAUUCGCACCCAAAUUUCCAAAGGAAAAAUCGCCCGGACUAAUUGUAAUUUUGGGCGAAAAAGAGAAAAAUACAGUGUUGGCCUGUCGAAAAACCGGACUCAUUUUGGGCAACAGACCUCAUCACGUCUUCCUCAACUUUUUCGCACCGGAUGUCAGGUAAGAAACCGGGUUUUUGGAGGCUUUUUGAUACUUUUUGGCACUUUUUUGUAAAUUUUUUUGAUUUUUUUUUAAAUUAAGGGAAAUUUGGAGGGAAUUAUUGUUUUAAAUGGUGUAUAAUGCCUGUGAGAUUUGUUGUGGCACUGGGUUUUAAAAAAUUUUUGCAAAAAAAAAAAUUUUUUUUUUUGAUAUUUGUUGCAAUUUUUUGUUUAUUUUUCAUUUUUUUGGAGUUUUGAGGGCCCAAAAAUGAAUUUAAUUUAAUUUUUAUAAAUUUCCAGAGGCCCUCUCACCUUGACUUUGUUCAUUAUGUCCGAUUCCUACCUGGGAAUCGAUCAGGAAUACGAUUUGUUCUGUGAUGUAGAAUAA
Molecule: messenger RNA, 14388 nt
Organism: Bursaphelenchus xylophilus (pine wood nematode)
Lineage: Eukaryota; Metazoa; Nematoda; Chromadorea; Rhabditida; Aphelenchoididae
Source: the annotation of a GenBank genome assembly